Messenger RNA from Lotus japonicus, 9171 nucleotides. Its product is annotated as kinesin-like protein KIN-12D. The record is from RefSeq and is a predicted model, not a curated record. Lineage: Eukaryota; Viridiplantae; Streptophyta; Magnoliopsida; Fabales; Fabaceae. Bases 270 to 9023 code for a protein of 2917 amino acids. The transcript is spliced from 38 exons. Gene Ontology annotation, biological process: microtubule-based movement. Gene Ontology annotation, molecular function: ATP binding; microtubule motor activity; microtubule binding.
CGAAACCGCGAUCUCAUUCUCCUUCACACAAUUUUGAAUUCCUCAUCAAAUCUCAACCGUUCAUCACAAAUCCCCUUUCCAUUUCAAACCGGAAAAAACCCCCAAAACCAAACCCUCACAUCGAAACAGAGUUGUUAGUUGUGACUCUAACUUCAAUGUUCAAUCCAUGUUUAACUUAACCAUUCUACUUCAAUCUCAAAAUCCGUAGCAAUUUCUACACUUCUCAAAUUCGUCGAUUCGGGAUUUUGUUCUUCAAUUCCUCCUUCAGAAUGCUGAGGGAUUCGAAGUUCCCGCGCAGGAGGCACGAAGAACCGGAGAAUGUGGACCCUUCGGAUUCAUCCGCAGCAGCUCAGAGAUUUGUAGAAAGCUCUAGACCUCCGCUGAAUAUGAUUCAAGAGCCGGAUGUGAGUAUCGGAAGCAGGAUCGACCGGACUCCGACGAAGACUACCACUAAGAGGCCUGAGAUUCGAACACCGGAUAAGCAUGCAGCCGGAGGAGGAGGAGGACAGUGGAAGCAGCGGUUUGGGUGGUCUAAGAAUGAGGCUGUGUCGUUGAAUGAUGAUAGGAGAGGAUCUGGCUGUGUUGGUUAUGCGGCGACUCCUCGUGUGAAUAAGAGUAAUUCCACGCAGAGCACUCCGACUAAGAGUGCGAGUAAGCCUCCUCCGAGCUCGAGUGCUCGAAGCAAGGCUGAGGGGAGCGCGGUCGGUGCUCGAUUAGGGAACAACUAUGCCGCGUUGUAUAAAGGGUUUCCGAGUUCAGCUUGUGCUCCUCCCGCGGUUGUUAACACGGUUGAAGUGCCUCACUUCGAUCUCAAAGAAGAUUCUUCAUUCUGGAUUAAUCACAAUGUACAGGUUAUUAUUCGUGUUCGUCCUCUGAACAGCAUGGAGCGGAGCACACGCGGCUAUAGCAGAUGCCUGAAGCAAGAAAGCUCUCAGAGCAUUGCUUGGAUUGGGCAACCGGAACAACGGUUCACCUUUGACCAUGUUGCAUGUGAAACAGUAGACCAGGAAAUGAUUUUCCGAAUGGCUGGUCUUCCAAUGGUGGAGAACUGCCUCUCAGGAUACAAUAGUUGUAUGUUUGCAUAUGGGCAGACAGGAAGUGGAAAAACACAUACCAUGCUCGGUGAAAUAGAACAUUUAGAUGUGAAGCCCAGUCCUCAUCGCGGAAUGACUCCACGUAUAUUCGAGUUUCUGUUUGCCAGGAUCCAAGCUGAAGAGGAAAGUCGAAGAGAUGAGAACUUAAAAUACAACUGCAAGUGUUCCUUCUUGGAGAUUUACAAUGAACAAAUUACGGACCUACUUGAUCCAUCAUCCACCAAUUUGCUUCUGCGAGAGGAUGUCAUGAAGGGUGUUUAUGUUGAAAAUCUAUCAGAGUAUGAAGUUCAAAGUGUGAGUGACAUUUUAAGACUUCUAAUUCAGGGUUCUGCAAAUAGAAAAGUUGCAGCAACAAACAUGAAUAGAGAAAGCAGUAGGUCCCACAGUGUUUUUACUUGUGUAAUUGAAAGCACAUGGGAAAAGGACUCUACAACUAAUUACCGAUUUGCGAGGUUAAACCUGGUUGAUCUAGCUGGUUCAGAAAGACAGAAAACUUCUGGUGCUGAGGGAGAGCGAUUAAAGGAAGCAGCUAACAUCAAUAAAUCAUUAUCUACCUUGGGUCAUGUUAUUAUGAUACUAGUAGAUGUGGCAAAUGGGAAGCAGAGGCAUGUCCCUUACAGAGACUCUAGGCUCACGUUUCUUCUUCAGGAUUCUCUUGGUGGAAACUCGAAAACAAUGAUUAUUGCCAAUGUCAGCCCUUCUAUCUGCUGUUCUGCUGAAACAUUGAAUACACUUAAAUUUGCUCAGAGAGCAAAACUAAUUCUCAAUAAUGCUGUGGUGAAUGAAGAUUCUUCUGGGGAUGUAAUGGCUUUACAUCAUCAAAUUCGACUUUUGAAGGAGGAGCUUUCUUCGCUCAAACAACGUCAGAAUGUCUCCAGGUCUUUGUCAUUUUCUUUGGCAUCUGUCAGAGAUAUGAAACAAUCAGUAGAAGACUGUUGUUCAGAAGAUGCACCAGAAUUGUUUGAACAACCUGAUGAUAAUAUGCUUGAUCAUGAAUCCCAGGGCAUCAGAAUGUCCCACAAACAGUUAAAAUCAUUGGAGACAACUCUUGCUGGUGCUUUGAGAAGGGAGCAGAAGGCAGAAUUUUCAAUUAAGCAACUUGAAGCAGAAAUUGAACAACUAAACCGUUUGGUUCGUCAACGAGAGGAGGAUUCUAUGAGUUGCAAAAUGAUGCUUAGGUUUCGUGAAGAUAAAAUUCGUAGACUGGAAUCUCGACUUGCUGGAUCUAUUACUACAGACACAUUUUUGCAGGAAGAAAAUAAAGCACUUUCUGAUGAGAUUCAGAUACUUCAGGGCAAAAUUGAUCAAAAUCCUGAAGUUACCCGGUUUGCUUUGGAGAAUAUCAGGCUCCAAGACCAACUUAGAAGAUAUCAAGAAUUCUAUGAAGAAGGAGAGAGAGAGAAUCUUCUGAAUGAAGUAUCUUCUCUAACGGAACAGUUGCUUCAAUUUCACGGAAGAAACUCCGUACAGAGUAACUCCAGCUAUGGCAUUCAACCUCAGAAUGCUCAAUGCUGCUGGAAAGAAAAUGAUUCUGUUGAUCUAGAGCUAAAAAAUACUCUUGAGGAGUUACAAGAAUGCAGGCGUAACUUAAGUUAUUGCUUAGAGGAGAAUGCAAAGCUCAGUAGGGAACUAGACUCUCUUCACUCAAUGUUAAGCAGCACAGAUGCCACAAAGGUUUCUAUAAAAGGAUCAAUGGAUGAACCUCAAACAAUUCCACCAAAGAUGGGAGUGUGCCAUGAACCUCAAUUGUUAAAACACACAGAUGAUAUCUUGAAUUUGCACCUGGAAUUAGAUAUAUUAAAGAUCAUUCUGACAGAAGAGAGGACUCUGCGUGGCAUAUUGGAGGAGCAAACAACAUGCUUAAAUCAGGAGCUUCUAAUUGCAAAAGAUAAGCUUUUGUUGACGAGCAAACAAAUAGAAGAUGCAAAUGACGAACUGAAAGAGUCAAAAUCUGUUAUUGAAGCCCUUGAAUCACAACAAAUUUUAUCAAUCAAAGAGAUAGAAGAGAUGAGGAACAAGAAUAGCCAUUAUCUGGAGCUUAUGACAAAACAAGAGCGUGAAAUAAUGGCCUUGAAUAAUCAAAUUGCAUUUAAAGAGUUAAGAGACAAUUCUCCUUCAAGUCAUUCAGAGAUUGAAAAUAAGUCCCUUUUACAGGUAAAACUCAUAAGGAUGCAUGACUCUCUGGAAAAAGCUAAGCAAAUGAACAUGUUGUACCAAAGUGAUCGUGCAUUCCAGAUAUCUAAUGAGGAAGAGAUGGAUAAUGUCCGCCGGCAGGCUGAGGCUGAAACUGCUGAGGUGAUUGUCUGUAUGCAGGAAGAACUUGCCCAGCUCCAGGUUCAGGUAAAUGAUAGUCAUGUGAAGGAAAUGGAAAUGAAAGAGAGUAUACUUCGUUUGGAAACUGAAUUGAAUGAGAUACAAGAAAAAUUGCUUACUACUGUUGAUGAUAACCAAAGUUUAAGUGAACAGCUUGGGCAGAGAGAUACAGAACUCAGAUCACUGGCAGAAGAAUGGGAACUAUUAACCUCUGAGAUUGAAGAGAUUCUUGCUGGUGGAUGUGAGGCACUUGUUGAUGCCUUUGAUGAACUUGGCCAUAUAAGUAAUUCAUUUCCACAUAAAAGGAUCUGGAUUUCUGAACAAGUUGGUAUGGUGGUUAGAAAAAUAUCUGAAAAGGAAUUAUUAAUUGAUGAACUCAGAAGAUGUUUGGAAGAUGCAAGCAGUAAAAGAAGUGAUAUGGAGUGUAUGCUGAAGUCCUUACGAAGUGCAGCACUGGUGAUUACUGAAGUCCACCAGAAGGAGUGUACAGAAAAAGAGAAAGUAAUUCUCCUGUUGACAUCACAGCUGAGUGAAAAAACAUCUACUGUGACCCAGCUGAAGGAGGAGUUGAUAAUGGCUGGAAGUCGUGUAAGAAAAGCAUCUAGCUGUGCAACGGCUGCUUUUGUAGUUGUGAAUCGAUUGUCAGAAGUAAAUCUUGGUUACCUUGAUGAUAUAAAGUGCAAGGAUAUUCUGCUCAGUGAACUAGCAGCGACUAAUGAUAGGAAGGAUGCUCUUCUAGCUGAUCAAUCCACUUCACUUGUACAAGCAGAGAGACAGAUAGCAGAAUUGCAGGAAAAACAUAACAAAUUAUGGCAGAAGCUGUCUGAGGAGCAAGAGCAUUCUUGUGCUUUGGAAAAAGAGCUUGAAGAUAUUGAAAAAAACACCAUUUCGAAGACAAGGGAGCAACUAGUGACAUUACGAGAUGGUGUCUCUUCGAUUAGGUCAUGCAUGGCCUCCUUUACAGACCGUUCUGAAAGUCUUGAUGAUAGAAAUUCAAGGACGUCAUACUAUGAUGAUAAUGGUGAACCAAGGACAAGUUCUGAAAUUCAUCAAAAUAAUGAUUCAGAUCCACUUUCUGUUGAAGAGUCUAUAGUUGACACUGCUGACUUACCCUCUAAAUUGGCUGAAACUGGAUAUGAUAAGAAAGAUCAGAAAUCUAGAAGAGUUUGUAAGGAUGCACAUGAAAGAGAUCUCACCAUCAUACUUUUAAGAAAAGAAAUAGAAUGUGCACUUGAAAGCUUAAAAGAAGUGCAAGAUGAGAUGGCCAGAUUGCAUGAAGAGAAAAAGGAGAUGUCAAUGUGUGAAAAGCAGAGUCGGCAAAGCAUGGAGUGCCUCACAGCUCAAAUACUUGCCCUGCUGUCGGCUUUGAGACACUUUGAACAGCAAUCUGAAGUCAAGAUUGAUGUACUCUGUAGCAAACUUAGAAACAUGGAGAAACCCCUGAAAGAAGCCGUUUCCCAGUGGUAUCACACGAAAGAGUUACAUGAACUUGAAGUUGGUGAGGUAAGGGUCAUUCAAGCUCAGAAAGCUGUAGAGGCGUCUAGUAUUCUUGCUAAAUUUGUAGAAGCCCAAGAUACAAAGAAAGAAGCAGAUAUGAUGAUCAAUGAAUUAGUGAUAGCUAAUGAGUCAAUGAAGAUUGAUAUUGAAAGAUUGAAAGAAAGUGAAGUCACAUUACUAAAUGAGAAGAGUACAUUAGUCAGCAAGGUUGAGAGCUUACAAACUGUUGUUGAUUUGAAGCAUCAGGAAAUAGAGGAUCUUGUUGAAUCAAAUCUUGCAGAAACAAGGGAUCUAGCAGUGAUGCUGGACGAUGUCAUUAAAGAGGUCCAGCUUACGAUGAAAGAAAAUUUGAUGUCAUUAGCUCCUGAUUUAGAUUGUUUCAAGUCUCAAUUUUUAUAUUCUACCAAGUUAAUACAGCCAUGGCUUGAAAAGAUCUGGUCUGAGAUAGUUUUUAAAGAUUGUGCUAUGUCUGUGCUUCAUCUCUGUCACAUGGGUAUUCUACUGGAAACAGUAACAGGGAUGCAUGCUGAAAAUGGUUUGCUUUCUCAUGGUUUGUGCGAAUCAAACUCUGUCAUAAGUGAGUUGAAGGAACACAAUUUUAGGACGAGACAAGAGCUAGAUAUGUGCAGAAUCUUGAAAGGGAAACUGCUGGCUGACAUCAAGAACAGUUUUGAUCGCAUCACCAGCAAAGAAGUGGAAGCUGGAGAGAUCACUAUGAAGCUGAACACUUUUGCUAAAAACAUAUCUGACCUACAGCUUCAGGAGGAGAUGAUGUUGCAAAGGUCUAAUGAAAUGGGAUCCCAACUUGCUAUCUUGAUGAGGGAAUUGGAUCUGAGUAAUUCAGAUGUUGUGACAUCCCUUCUAGAUCAAGAGAAUCUACUCAAACAGAAAGUAGAAGCUACUGAGUCUCAAGCUGAAUUUUUUAUGGCAGAUUGGUAUGCCAAAGACUUUGAGUUACUCAUUCAUUCUUCCAAAAUAAAAGAUAUGGAAAGUCAAAUGGCUGAUAUGGAGGAGCAUUUUGUCAAGUGUGCUAUAUUAAUUGAGCAAUUGAAGAAAGAAACAAUCAUUUUCCAGGUAGAUGCUGAGUUAGCAAGACAAAUUUUGGUGGACAAGGAAGUGGAAGUUUCCCUUCUAAGAAGAGAAGUUCAGCAGGCAAAAUUGGAGAGGCAAGACCUGUCAAAGGAAUUGAAGGAGAACGUCUUAAGGAUUACUGAAAUGGGUGAAGUAAACAAGAAACUUGAACAAAAUGUUGAGUUUUUAAAGGAUGUUACUUAUUCUAAUGAUGCAUUGAAGGGUGAACUUGUUGAGGCUAAGGAGGCAAAGAAAUGGCUGCUCGAUAAGGUUCUAGAUCUUGAAGCUGAAUAUGAUAAAGUAAUUGGUGCUCUUAUAGAAAAGGAUGUUGCUUUUGAAUUUUCUUCCCAUCAGAUUUCUUAUCUUGAGCAUCAAAACACAGUUUUAAAGGAUGUUACUUAUUCUAAUGAUGCAUUGAAGGGUGAACUUGUUGAGGCGAAGGAGGCAAAGAAAAGACUGCUCGAUAAUAUUCUAGAUCUUGAAGCCGAUUAUGAUAAAGUAAUUGGUUCUGUUAUAGAGAGGGAUGUUGCUUUUGAAUUUACUUCCCAUCAGAUUUCUUAUCUUGAGCAUCAAAACACAGUGUUAAAGGAUGUUACUUAUUCUAAUGAUGCAUUGAAGGGUGAACUUGUUGAGGCGAAGGAGGCAAAGAAAAGACUGCUCGAUAAUAUUCUAGAUCUUGAAGCUGAUUAUGAUAAAGUAAUUGGUUCUGUUAUAGAGAGGGAUGUUGCUUUUGAAUUUACUUCCCAUCAGAUUUCUUAUCUUGAGCAUCAAAACAAAGUGUUAAAUAAUGCAAACAACACAUUGGAAAGUUCAUCUCUCAGACUUAAGGAAGAGCUGAACCUAAAAGAGUCAGAUUUAGCUCGAAUGCAGAGCUUACUGCAGCUUGAGUUAUCGAGAAAGGACGAAGUAAUAAAAGGAUUACUGUAUGAUUUGAGCUUGCUACAGGAAACUGCAUCUAACAGUAAAGACCAAAAAGAUGAAAUUGAGGAGUUGGUGGCUACAAUGGAAGCAUUAGAAUCAGAGCUUGAUGUUAAAACUGGUGAGCUUGCUGAUGUUGUUGCGAGUUGUCAAUUACUUGAAGCUCAGUUGCAGGAUAAAUCAAACAUAAUUACAGCUCUUGAGUUGGAUCUCUCACAGGAACGUGAGGUUCUUAAGUUGGAAGUCAGUAAAAAUCAAAAGCUUAGAAAUGAUAUUGAAGAUGCUUUGGCAGCAAGAAAACUGGCUGACGAUGAGCUAAAAGAGAGAAUGAAGAUAACAGAGAGUUUAGAAGAUGAAAUAUCAGAAAUGAGCAGUGUUCUUAGCCAAAUGAAUGAUUCAAUUGAAAACCUGAGUAGUGAUGUGGAUGAACUCGCUAAUGAGAGGGAUCAACUUCAGGCUCAGAUAAUUUGUCUCAAAGAAAGGCUUGAAAAAGCUGAAGCACAAGUUGAAGCUAAUGAAGAAAUUGCACAAGAAGCCCAGAAGAUGGCUGAAACAAGAAAAAUUUAUGCUGAAGACAAGGAAGCAGAGGUGAAACUACUAGAAAGAUCUGUUGAGGAAUUGGAAAGUACUGUAAAUGUUCUUGAAAACAAAGUUGACAUCAUUAAAGGAGAAGCAGAACGACAACGGCUGCAAAGAGAAGAUCUAGAAUUGGAGCUACAUGCCUUAAAAGAUCAGAUGCAAAAUGUGAGGAAUACUGAUGAUGACAUAAAAAGAUUUUUGGAUGAAAAAGAGAAAAGACUUGAGGAAGCCCGGAGUAACAUACAGGUUCUUCAGAGGGAUUUAGCAGGAAAGGAUGCAGAGAUAGCACAAAUGAAAGCUCAUAUUUCAGAGAUAAAUUUGCAUGCUGAAGCACAGGCACAGGAGUACAAGCAGAAAUUCCAAGCAUUGGAAGCCAUGGCUGAGCAAGUCAAAUCUGAGGGGAUUUCUACCCAUUCCACCAAUGCUUUGUCAAGCAAGUCUGAGAAGAAUGGCACCAAGUCACGUGGUUCUGGUUCUCCUUUCAAAUGUAUUGGGUUGGGCUUGGCACAACAGAUAAAACAUGAGAAGGUUGAGGAGCUAUCUGCUUCAAGAAUGCGUAUUGAAGAACUAGAAUCCCGGGCAGCAUGUCAACAGAAAGAGAUAUUUUCAUUGAAAGCCAGAUUGGCAGCUGCUGACAGCAUGACCCAUGAUGUAAUUAGAGAUUUACUUGGUGUAAAGCUGGAUAUGUCCACUUAUGUGUCACUAUUGGAUAAUCAACAAGUGGAGAAGAUUACAGAAAAAGCUCAAUUUCUUACUCUUGAGCCUCAAGAGAAGGAAAAGGAGCUUAUUAAACUAAAGAAGCAGCUGAAUGAGUUUAUUGAAGAGAGGAAAGGAUGGCUGCAAGAAAUGGAUAGAAAACAAGCCGAAUUAGUAGCUGCACAAAUUGCACUGGAAAACCUUCGGCAGAGACACCAGCUGCUAAAAACUGAAAAUGAAAUGUUGAAGAUGGAAAAUGUAAGUAAAAAGAAUAAAGUAAUUGAACUGGAGGAAGAAAUGAAGAAGCUGUCAGGUCAGCAAAACCUUCAGCAACGUAUUCAUCAUCAUGCCAAAAUUAAGGAAGAAAAUAACAUGUUAAAGACACAGAACGAAGAACUCAGUGCAAAGUUACGGAGGGCAAAUAUCUUCCGUUCUCGUGUCAAAGAAGACCUUAAUCGUCUUCGUGCUUCUGCUGGGGACAAACCAUGUAUUGAUUUUGAUGAGGAGCAACGUCUGAGGAUAAAAGUGAAGGAGAUCGAGGAAGAGAAAGUACAAUUAGCACAGCAAUUAUUGAAAUUGUCUACCAAUGUUCUAAAGGCUGCUGGAAUAGCAAAACCACUUUCGGAUGUGAAUCCUUCUAUUGCUGAGGAGGCCCUAGAGGAGCUAAAGAAUAGGAUAACUUCUCUUGAAAUGGAACAACAAGAUUUGAAGUUUAAGAAUAAAAUUAUAAGUGAAAGGGUUCGAUUAUCAGAGCUCAUGCCACAAGUUUCUCCUUUGAACUCAAGACCUGAGGAGAAUCCUUUAACUCCAACAAGGGCAUCCCAAGCUCCAUUCCUUUCAAAUUUUGAUCGAUAGUGAAGUGUUUUAAUUAGUGCCUAAUGUUGUAUUUACCCCAUUCAUGGCAAUUUUUUGGGGGUCAACAUGGCUUAUUUUUUUAUUAACCUGUAAAUAACAUGUAUGUACUGUGUAUAGCUCAAUGAGAAAUUAUUGUUAUUAUUAUUAA